Molecule: messenger RNA, 1194 nt
Organism: Trachymyrmex cornetzi
Lineage: Eukaryota; Metazoa; Arthropoda; Insecta; Hymenoptera; Formicidae
Exons: 2
Coding region: 1-1194 (397 amino acids)
Molecular function (GO): RNA-DNA hybrid ribonuclease activity; nucleic acid binding
Source: RefSeq, a predicted model, not a curated record
AUGACUCCCGAGACGUCAGUCAGGUAUCUAGGAGUUAUCUUGGAUAAAAGAUUGAAUUGGAAGUUGCACCUAGAGGCGGUGUGUAGGAAGGCUUGCACAUAUUUCUGGAUGUGCAGAAGAACCUUAGGGCAAACCUGGGGACUUCAGCCGGACAGGGUGCUUUGGCUAUACUCGGCUGUGCUCCGACCUAGACUGCUUUAUGCUGCUGUGGUAUGGUGGCCAAGAACACAGCUAGCGGAGGCUCGGGCAAUGCUGGAACGCGUCAGGGCUCUUAUUUUAAGAGGGGCUCUGGGAGCAAUAAGAACAACGCCGGUGGCAGCAAUGGGAGUGCUGCUCGGCAUCGAACCACUCCAUCUUGCGAUAGUGGCGGCAGCAGCGGCUACGGCGUACAGGUUGAAGUGUGAAGCCAAGUGGACGAUAGGGGUGGGCCACACCCGGCUACCACGGGAUAUCCAGAUGGAAACCGUGUUGGAUAUAAGGCAGGACAAGAUGCCGAGAAAACGCGACUUUGAUAGAUCUUUCAAGAUCUAUCUUCCUAGUCGUGAGGAGUGGGAGAGGCACGAGGUGCUCGUUAUCAGGAAUGGGGACGUCUGGUACACGGAUGGCUCCAAAACUGACGGGGGCGCCGGUGCCGGGGUCUUUGGAAGUCGUGAGGGCUUUAAGGAAGCUCUCCCCCUCGGAGAGUUCACCACGGUCUUUCAAGCGGAGGUGGUGGUAAUCAUGAGCUGUGCUCAAAUGCUGAUUGCAUCUGGGCAGAUGGGCAGGCGUAUCAGGAUCUGCUCAGACAGCAAAGCGGCCCUAGGGGCGCUGGGGGCGUGCGUCUUUGACUCGCGGCUGGUAUGGGAGUGCAAGGAUGCAUUGAACAGGCUGGCCGCGGGCAAUGACGUUGCUCUCGUGUGGGUCCCGGGGCACGCGGGAAUCAAGGGGAACGAGGUCGCUGAUGAGCUAGCAAGGAACGGCUCUUCAGCUAGAUUAGUGGGACCGGAACCGGCCCUUGGAUUGCCAGGCUGCAGUGGCAAGACGAAAAUAAGGGACUGGUUGCGUGACCGCCAUAUGAGCUAUUGGAAGGAGGAAACAAGGACCAAAUGUCGGCAGGCAAGGGCCCUGUUGGGGGAAGUGCCCAGGUUUACGUUAGGUUUUGCGCUUAAUGUAUGUGUGUACGCUGCGCAGGAUAGCGGCAGCGCAGCGUACUAG